Messenger RNA from Conger conger (European conger), 2420 nucleotides. RefSeq names its product chromatin licensing and DNA replication factor 1 (gene cdt1). Gene Ontology annotation, biological process: regulation of DNA-templated DNA replication initiation; mitotic cell cycle; DNA replication checkpoint signaling. Gene Ontology annotation, molecular function: DNA polymerase binding; DNA binding. The transcript has 10 exons. Gene Ontology annotation, cellular component: nucleus. The record is from RefSeq and is a predicted model, not a curated record. Bases 156 to 2240 code for a protein of 694 amino acids. Lineage: Eukaryota; Metazoa; Chordata; Actinopteri; Anguilliformes; Congridae.
CAAGGCGCUGUUUCGCGCGAAAGUUGUUCACUCGCAAGAGACCAGGAACGAAGAAAUGCCAUAUUAAAAGGUUGUAUUCGGAGUGUUUAGCGAUACAGAGCGUUUGUGAUUUUUCCAAGUAGUCACACGUUGUAUUUCUAAUACACAAAUUCGGGAUGUCGCAGGCACGAGUCACCGAUUUCUUUUCCCAGAGCAAGAAAGGUGGUAUUGAUCGGCUUUUCCAGGGGAAAGGGAGAAAAAACACACCGGUUGUUUUUGUUGAUCCGGAGGAAUCGCAGGUAGUGGUAAAGAAGGAGAAUGCACGGACAACUAGAUCUAAAACUAAAACUACGUCUAGGCCGGGUACAACCAGAUCCACGCGUGCUAAAAAAUGUGUUCAGGCGGAACCGAAGAAGGAGGUACGGGAUCUAUUGCCCGACGAUUUUACCUCCGUGGACACGGCGACGACGAGUUCUACGGACAUGGCACCCACGGAACCCGUUGAACAAUUUCCCACAAGCCCACGGACUCCCAAGCGGAGUUCCUCCGACGCAGAGUUCGACCUAAGCUCGGCAUUGUUUUCCAUCACCGCUGGGCAUAGUUCGGCCAAGAAACGACUUCGGGUCGAAUUGGGUCAGGAGGCUACGGCUAACUCCGCAUCGGCGAUAGCAGACGUGACAACAGGGAAGAAAUCUGCCCGAAAGAAGCUUGUUCUUCUUAACGACGCAGAGCAGGCAUCCGGGAAUGUGGAUAAGCCGGCUCCGCGUCCACCCAGUCCCCUGCCCGACGGCAAGGAGGUGAAGAACCUGGUGAACCACACCGACAGCUCCACUCCAGCCGGUAGCGGGCAUGGUGUGUCCAGCCCCCAGCAAACGGCUCCUAAGAGCAAGGCCUUCAACAAAGACGAUGUCGCAGCUCUCAAAGCUCGUCUCCAGAAGAUCCAGGAUCAAGGGAAGCGCGCGACGGUUCCGUCCACGGCGCCGUGCCCCGCGUCCGCCGAGCUGAAGGGCAGUCUGGCCCGAGCGCGCGAGCUGGGAGAGCGAGCGCAGCGUCGCAAGGAGGAGAAGUUGGCCCAGAAGGCCAAGGAAGAGGCAGAAACCGGGGAAGAGACUGUUGCUAAGGAGAGCGAGAACGUUCCGGCGUACCAGCGCUACCACACCCUCGCCCAGGACGUGCCCCCAGGCCUGCACCUGCCCUACAGGUACAAGGUUCUGUCGGAGAUGUUCCGCAGCAUGGACACCAUCGUGGGCAUGCUCUUCAACCGCUCCGAGACCGUCACCUUCGGCAAGGUCAAGCAGGGCGUCCAGGACAUGAUGCACAAGCGGUUCGAGGAGAACCACGUGGGCCAGAUCAAGACGGUGUUCCCGUCAGCCUACACGUUCCGCCAGGAGAGGAACAUCCCCAACUUCAGCGCGACCGCCAACAAGUCCCGCUACCAGCUCACCGUGGAGCCCGUUGUUGAAGAAGAAAUGCUGGGCGUGCGCCCGACGCUGAGUGCCUCCGGCCUCCUGAAGAGGAGGCGCCUCUUCCACCGGAGUCUGGUUGACGUCGUCAAGCAGCAUCACAAGGUGUUCCUGGCGUCCCUGAGCCCCCCCCUCAGCGUCCCGGACGAUAAGCUGACCCGCUGGCACCCCCGCUUCCGCGUGGACGAGGUGCCGGACGUCCCGCCCAGCCCGCUGCCCCGGCCCCCGCAGACGGACCGACUGACCACGGCGCAGGAGGUUCUGGACCGCGCGCGCGCCCUCAUGACGCCCAAGAUGGAGAAGGCCCUGGCCAACCUGGCUCUGAAGACCGCAGAGGCUGGGGUCACCCCUGAACAGCAGGACCCCGCUCCCAAAACCACCCCCGCCCCACCCAGCGCCCUGCGGGGGGUGAGCCAGUCCCUGCUGGAGAGGAUCAGGGCGAAGGAGGCGCAGAAGAUCCAGGCGGCCAUGACGCGGAACCCCGCGCAGGAGGAGCGGCUGCUGAUGAUGUCACGGCUGGCGGAGCUGGCCCGGAUCCUGCGGAACGUGUUCGUGGCCGAGAAGAAGCCCGCCCUGCUCAUGGAGCUGGCCUGCAGCCGCGUGGUCGCCAGCUACCGCUCUGCACUCAGCCCGGGCGACAUGGAGCGUCACCUGCGUCUCCUGGCCGAACUCGCGCCCGAGUGGCUGACCAUUCAUCCAAUCAGGAAGGACGUCUACCUGAAACUGAACAAGAUGGUGGACCUGAGUGUGAUCGUGGAGAAGGUGGACCGGCAGACCAAGGAGGAGGAGAAGCUCUGAACUCGUUUUGGGGUUUUUUUUUUACCGGAGAGCGCAAAGCAAGGCUGUGGUUUGGUGGCGUUGAGCGGUCCGUCCCCCCCUGCCCUUCCGACUGUAGGAGGGGUGAACUGAUCCUGAAGACUAAAGAGCCUUUGUUUGCUUUAAGACAUUUUGUGAGGAACCGUUUUUUUUUUUUUUUUU